GAGGUAACGAAGUUAUAGGGCAGCCUGAAACAAGGAUAAAGUAUAAACAAUUUACGGAAAUGCCAGAGAGCCCUAAUGACGAAGUUGUAAUCUCUUAUGGCUCUCGAAAGCCAAACAGUGGCAGGGAGGAGAAGUCUGCUAACGUUACUAGUUUAAGUUCAGAAGCAAAAAGAGAACAUCGAACAAUGGUUGGACUUGGUACCAGAGAAGAUGAAUAUUCGAGGAACACUCACAAGGUAUCUGAAGCAUUGAAAGUUCAAGAGAUCGAUGCCAAAAAGGCCUCCAUAUCUCAGAGGCUGUCUGAAACUAGAAUGAAGAAAGAGGAAGGAUGUUCAACUGAUGUCAUUACUUCAAAUGAUGAUGCAGAAAUGAAACAGCAGUCUGACCAGGCUACCAUGCUAAAGGACAAAAGAAGAAAAUCCCAACAAUUGACAAAAAAGGGAAGCAGUUCCAUUUCAACGAUGCAAUCAGAUAGUAGGAUUAUAAAACAAGAAGAGAAUGUGAACUUAAUGUAUGGCUCAUUUACAGAGUCCAAAGAUCAACACUUUCAAACACAUGCAGAGAACUUUGGAAGAACAGAUGUCAGAAUUGGAGCUCAACAAAUGACUAAUGAAAUAUUCACCCAUUCAGGUGGUUUAAUUGGCGCAAAAGAUGGAAACAAGACAAGAUCAGAGACACUGAUGACACCUCCAUCUUCUCAGUUAGCAGCAAGAGAUGAAUCGCACAUUGAAUCAAUGAGUGGGCUCAUGUUUGAGGAGGUGCCUGAUGGAAGUUUAGUAAGUGGCUCUACUGCAUUACAUAAACAUGUCCUAGGGAGGUCCCCAUCCUUGCAUCAUGAAAAAUAUGGAGGGACCAAGAACGAUAAAGCUAAUGAACAGCCUUCUAUGUUCAUCUCCAAUGAAGAUGAAAUUGGUUCAGCUGAGCAAUUACAGAAAUCUUCCGCACACUAUGUUAGUGAGUUUGCUGAGAAGGCAAGGCAUGAAAUUUCAACUUCUGAAAUCCAGGAGGAGAAGAAAACUUAUGAAUCUGAGUUUGUGCGCGAGGAGGAGCAAAGCGACCGAAAGAGUUCAAGUCAAUAUGUUUCUCUAGAGUCUGAAUCUGAAGAGCAUCACUCAAGGCAUCCCUCUAGUGGUUCUAAAACAAAGGGGCCGUCAGAUGAAACAUGGGAGGUUGAUGAACCAUCUGUUCAGGAUCAUUCUAAGACAGGAGUACAAGACGAUGCAAGCAAACCCGAGAAUGCAAUUGUCAAGAGAGCAGGCAGGUCCUUGUGGAAUAUCAUUGGUGAUAUUGUUCGUUUGAAGUGGUCUACACGUUCUGAAAGCCAUAGCACAGGUGGAAAGUCAGGUGGGGUUUCACCCAAUCAGUCUACAAGUAGCAAUGCAUGGUUUUCUGGUCACGAAGCUGAAGAAGAUGGAGUGAGUGGAAGAAAAGAAAAAAUGUUGACAGAAGAACCUGCAUCCAUCCACCAAAAACAAAAAAAGACUAGCACUCGAAGUAAAGAAGACAGCUCCAGUACCUUAACUGUAGAGGCUUAUGCAAAACCUGUAGGAGUGGAUACACUAUACUCUUCAACUGCCCUCGAAAGUCGUUCAGCAUCUAUGACCAUUUCUUUUCCUUCCAUUGAAGAAACUUCCAAAAGUAACUUUGAAGGAUCCUCUUCUGGUGCUCCAGUAUCAGAGUCCUUAAUACCAUUGCCUGCAAUGCGUCUCCGAAGAUCUCCCAUUGUGAAAGAAAUUGCUGAGGCUGCAGAAGCUGGUUCAUCUUGUAGUGACACAAGUAGGCAACCAGUUUCCACUGAUUUGAUGGAAAAAUCAAGGCCAGAGGUGGAUGAGAAAUUGAAACAAAGGAAACUUCAGAGGAAAGACCAAAUCUCAAAAGAUAGAUUUGACGAAUGGGAAGAAGCAUAUAGAGUUGAAGCAGAGCAAAGAAAAAUUGAUGAAAUGUUUAUGAGGGAAGCACUUUUGGAAGCCAAAAAAGCUGCUGACAACUGGGAGGUGCCUGUUGGGGCUGUGCUGGUGCAGGGUGGAAAGAUAAUUGCUCGUGGAUGCAACCUGGUAGAAGAGUUACGUGACUCCACUGCCCAUGCAGAAAUGAUCUGCAUACGGGAUGCUUCAAACGUGCUCAGGACAUGGAGGCUUUCAGAAACUACACUUUAUGUUACUCUUGAACCAUGUCCAAUGUGCGCUGGAGCAAUACUUCAAGCUAGAAUUGACACUGUUGUGUGGGGAGCCCCCAAUAAGCUACUAGGAGCUGAUGGCAGCUGGAUUAGGCUUUUACCUAGUGGAGAUGGUGGAAAUGGGUUGGAACAAAUGGACAAGCCUGCUGCUCCAGUUCACCCGUUCCACCCCAAAAUAACAAUUCGACGAGUAUUGGCUUCAGAGUGUGCUGAUGCUAUGCAACGGUUCUUUCAGUUAAGGAGAAGGGAGAAGGAGAAGAAAUCUGAGCCUUCCACACCACCUUCAUGCCUUCCCAUUUCACACCGUCCCACGAAGUUCUUAACCAAGAUGCACGAUGCCUUCAACAUCAUGUUCUGUUUCAUGCACUUCUCUUCCCUGAGGAUGGGCAUCGGAAGGGAAAAAUAUCAGCUUGGGAUCCUGUCGGCAUUUUCUCCUACUUCUUCUUUGGAUUCAUGUCACGUUUAACAGAAUCAUUUCUAGAUUCUUCUGUUCUAGCUUUUAGUGUUUUGGCACAUAUCGGAUUUGUUUCUAUUACAUUCAUUUUUCUAGAUCUUUAAGGCUUCUGAAUUUGUGGAUAGAUUGGUGGUUUCCUUUGUUUAGUUUUUCCACAGACGGCACCAAUUUAUUGAUGAUAUAAAUCGGAUCAACAAAUCCUACU
Molecule: messenger RNA, 2835 nt
Organism: Olea europaea var. sylvestris
Lineage: Eukaryota; Viridiplantae; Streptophyta; Magnoliopsida; Lamiales; Oleaceae
Product: tRNA(adenine(34)) deaminase, chloroplastic-like
Exons: 6
Coding region: 60-2642 (860 amino acids)
Biological process (GO): tRNA wobble adenosine to inosine editing
Cellular component (GO): chloroplast
Molecular function (GO): tRNA-specific adenosine deaminase activity
Source: RefSeq, a predicted model, not a curated record